AUUUGAGCUGUUGUGAUCAUCAACAUGAUUCAGUUUGUGAACGCUGUACCCUGUUUCCAGCUGCUGUAAGCCAGAUAGAGUCUGUUCUCGAGAAAGUUSAUAUACCACAAGAAAGCAAAGAAGAAAUGAAAUUUAUCAUGGYRCAAUCAAAGAAAAAUGUUAACGCUUGGAAAGCACAUUUGUUACGAUCAGUCAACCAAGAUGAAGGACGCCUAGACAUCCAAAAUAGUUUAGAUGACGAGUCUGUGCUGGUAGUCCUGGAUUGGGCUAUGAAGUUUGUUCCCCGCAAGUACCGCGAGAGYCAGACAGACUGGUUUGGAAAGCGCGGGCUUUCCUGGCACGUCUCUGUAGCGAUAAGAAAGCUUAAGGAAAAGCCAAUACAGAUGCUCACACUUCUGCACAUUUUUCAGAAAAGUAAUCAGGACAGCCACUAUGUAUUGGCGGUUAUCGAUGAUGUCAUCUACCAGCUAAAACGCGUAAUGCCCACUCUCAGAUGUAUUAACUUCAGACAAGAUAACGCAGGCUGUUAUCACAGCUCAACAACAGUACUUGGAGUUCGACAGCUUUCCAAGAAACACAAUGUCGACAUACGCAUGGAUUUUUCUGACCCUCAAGGGGGUAAAGGCCCAUGCGAUCGUAAAGCGGCUACAAUGAAAAAGCAUAUGAGGUCAUAUCUCAACUGUGGACAUGAUAUUUCAAACGCAGAGCAAAUGAAAGAUGCGAUUACCGCAAACGAUGGUGUACGUGGUGUCAGUGUUGUUCUCUGUGGUACCAUACAAAUCCCUAAAGCAGACCCUUUUCCCAAAUGGCCAGGUGUAAGCCUCAUCAACGACAUCGUGUUUAAGGAGAAAGAAAUGAAAGUAUGGAGAGCAURCGGGRUUGGAGAGGGGAAGUCUGUUCCUUACAGCCAGUUUGAUUCAAAGUCUUCACCAAAAUUACCAGAUUUAACUAAAAUAGAAGAUGUCGUCCAAGCACCUACAUUCUGCGACGUUAAUCCAAGAAAAAAUGUCAGACAAAAACAACAAAAGGAUAGUCCAGCUGACUCUACAAACAACGCAGUUGACAGUGAUACAGAUGAAGAUACUCUAUUUACCUGUACUGAGGAAGGAUGUGUGAAAACCUUCCAGCGCUUAUCGGCACUACAAACUCACCUAGACRWUGGAAAACACAAAUACGUUCUCGAACGGGAGACUUUUCUUGAUAAAGCAAUGCUAAGAUAUGCAGAAAAUUUGGAAAGUGGAGAUUCUGAKGCAGGAGAGCACACAAGGACCGACGAUAGUGGAUCAGCACCAUCUGUUCAAAUGCCACCUUCUACCAUGGGAUGGGCCUUGAAGUAUAGCUCUGUAACAAGACGCCGCCUAACAGAAAGCCAAAAAAAAUAUCUUACAGAUAUAUUUGUUCUUGGUGAGGACACAGGGAGAAAAGCAGACCCCGAUGAUGUUUCUAAGUCGAUGAGGAAGGCACGCGAUGAUCACGGCUCAUUUCUUUUCGACUCUAGUGAUUAUUUGACCUCUAAGCAGAUC
Messenger RNA from Exaiptasia diaphana, 1523 nucleotides. RefSeq lists its product as uncharacterized. Lineage: Eukaryota; Metazoa; Cnidaria; Anthozoa; Actiniaria; Aiptasiidae. The record is from RefSeq and is a predicted model, not a curated record.